CAGCGCUUCAAAUUGCAAUCGAAAUGUUGCUGCUGAUGCUGGUGCUAGUCGGAGCGGUCGCUGGUGGCUACGAUCACAGUGUCAACUACUGGCAGGCCUUUGCGCCGGGCAAGCUGCUGCAGCGGCUGGAUGCGCUCACCAAUGCCGAUGACGUGCAGCCGGGUCGGGCUGAGGCUCUAGCGGCACAGCUGCCGGUGGCCCAGGCCAAGCUGGACGAGGAUGCGGCCGAUGACGAUACGGAUGCGGAUGAACUGGAGACGGAAACAGAUGCAGCUGAUGAUGAUGACGUGGACGUGGAACUGGAGCCGAGUAGCCACAGCAUCGAGGGCCAUUCUGGCGAGGAUUACGAGCGCAAUUACGAGCAGUUUGUGCGGCAGUACUUCGAUCGCAUACCCGAGGACAGCGACGAGGAUGCGGCCGAGCAGGAGGGGAGCGUUGAGUCCCAAGCCGAGGCAAGCAAUCUGCAGCAGCAGCAGAAGCCCAAGCAGACGCAGCCGACUAGCUGCCGUCGCGUCCGUCGCCACGGCCAGCUGUGCGAAAUAUGCCGCGAGCCGCGCAACAACGAGGUCUCCGAGACGUGCAGCUACUCGCACGAGGAGCAGCCGGAGCAGUACGCCUACGGCAGUGGCAGCCAGUACAGGCGCUAUCGGGACAUAGCGCCCGAGGAGGAUCAGAGCGAGGAGCAGCCAAGGCAGUCGAUGCCGACGCCACGGCAGCGUCGCUAUGGCAAGCGGCACACGACAAUUGUGCAGCCAGCAGGAGGCGCCACCAGGAGCAGCACUCCCAGCAGCAGCAGCAGCGGCGAGAGCAGCAGCCUCUGCGAGCGUCGCCUGGUGGGCAAGAGCGUCUGCUACGAGUGCAAGGAUGGCGGCGGACAGCAGCUGCGCCGCUGCUACGACGCGGAGCUGAAUAAGCUGAGCAAGAGCAAGAGCAGCGCUCAGCCGCACGCCAGGCAGUCGCAGCAGCAGCGCAUCUACAAGCGCACCAUCAGCUACAGCUAUGCCCAGGGCAGCCGCCAGGGCGAUGGCGUUGACGAUGGCCUGACCACAGCGGCUCCAGCUCUGGCCAUGAAUAGUACCGUUAUGCCAGCGCUGGCCACGGGCGCAUCCCCGCCUCCUGCUCGCCGGCUGACCAAAGUUGUGCGCCGACGUCUGCCAGCAAAAAUUACUACUGCUUAGUGGGCGUGGCA
This is a messenger RNA of Drosophila arizonae, 1189 nucleotides long. RefSeq lists its product as uncharacterized. The record is from RefSeq and is a predicted model, not a curated record. Lineage: Eukaryota; Metazoa; Arthropoda; Insecta; Diptera; Drosophilidae.